This is a messenger RNA of Orbicella faveolata, 2240 nucleotides long. Its product is annotated as histamine H2 receptor-like. The record is from RefSeq and is a predicted model, not a curated record. Gene Ontology annotation, biological process: G protein-coupled receptor signaling pathway. Gene Ontology annotation, molecular function: G protein-coupled receptor activity. Gene Ontology annotation, cellular component: plasma membrane. Lineage: Eukaryota; Metazoa; Cnidaria; Anthozoa; Scleractinia; Merulinidae.
AACCGAACAGAUAAAACUUUUUUAGCGCAACCUAAAAUUAACCUACAGAGCUUUAACAGAACUUUAAAAGUAACCCAGAUGGCCUAAAACAGCGUUUAAAAGCGUUCGAGAGAAAACGGUCGUUACGUUGGGUGCCCCUUAAUUGCAUAUUGAGUUGGACCUCUCUCUGACAAUGGGCAUGAAUUGUUAAAAAAAUGUCUUGUAAUCGAAGCGCGACAUAGAGAUUUCAACGAAGGACUUACUAAAAUUAGAACAAAGAGUUCUUAUUUUAGUUUUGAAAUCAGGCAAUUUAAUUUGGCAAAACUGAAUAGCUCAAAAACCAAUCUUUUAAGCUGACGGAAUUAUUAGUUAAUAGAAAGAGCUUAUUGAAGGUUGUCGCCUCGUUUAUAGACGGCCUACUGAUGUCUGCUAAGAACCCACGUCUUCCUAAUAAGAUAGUUGUUAUUUCAUUUCAGUUUUUGAAAUUAGUUUGGGUAUUAGUUUACCGACAAAGUGGUCCUCGAGUAUUUGACUUUGAGCUUAAUUUCACAUCGUCAAAAUCAAUAGUGUAUCAAGAUGAAACAAUUGGAGAAAAGUAUAUCUGUCAAAACCGACAGAUAUUGAAGCUUCUUUAAGGUUCAUGUUUAAAAAGAUGAGUUUUAAUUAAAAUGGAGAAAUUAAAGUGAUUGGUUUGGUUGUUAAUCCUAAUCGCUGAUCAUGUGUUGUGGAAAUUAUUCACUGCGGCAGAUUUUUGUUGUACAGCAGCUAGAAACUGUCCUUUUGCGUGUAGAACAUUGUCGGGGGCUAAGCGCUGGUAAAGAUGAUAUAGAUUCUCAGAGAAGUCGCUUUAGUUGAUCCGUCGUAUAUUGCAAAAGACUGAUGGAGAACGCCUUAAACACGACUUCCUCCACUUUCGAAAAAGAGGAGUGCUUUGUCUUGGAUUCCAUUACCGUGAAGAUAGUCCGCAUCUGCGUUUACUGCAUUGUGAUAUUCUUCUCUUUAAGUGGCAAUCUUUUAAUUAUAGCAGUGACAAGAAAGAUCAAGAUGACGAGCAGGAAAUCUAUUCAUUAUCUCAUAGUGAACAUGGCCGUGGCGGACAUUUUUCUUACUCUAUAUAUGCCUCGUGUUAUAAGUCUCGUAUACGCUGGGUUUGAAUGGCAAGUCGAUGGUACACCAGGAGAACUAUUCUGCAGAGUUUCAACUCUGCUCAACCAGACCUGUAUGGCAGCGUCAAUUCUAACUGUUGUUGCAAUCAGUUUUGAUCGUUUUCUUGCUAUUAUGUUUCCACUGCGGACCUCGCUUCUAACAAUUCCCAGAACUAAAUUGCUGGUAACUCUCAUAUGGCUAACAGCGUCUAUUUUUCGAUUUCCAGUGGUCUAUGCAGUCAGUUUAAACAACGUCGACGGGAAACAACAUUGUUAUAUACAACUCGAUGAAACAUUUGGCCAUGGAACUGAAAAAAUCUACUACUUUGUCAAUCUUUUAUGUCUUUUUGCUGCACCUUUCCUGGCUAUUUUAAUUCUAUAUUCUGCUAUAAUAGUCACUCUGAAAAGAAGAAAACUACCAAAACCUGACAGCGCGUUAAGAAUGAAUCCAUGGCAACAGCGCAAAGAAGAGACUACCAGGAAGGUUUUGUCUAUGGUAACAGCAGUUGUAAUAGCAUUUCUCUGUUGCUGGUUGUUGUAUUUUAUUCGUCUGAUAUUGUUUUCCUACGAUGUCGACGUUUCAUGCGAUGUUCAGUUUGUCCGCCUGUUUCUCGCUCAUUCCAACAGCGCUAUAAAUCCUUGCCUCUACGUGGCAUUCAGCGAGAAUUAUCGUUGUGGCGUCAAAAAGAUUUUCUCUCAAUUGUGUUGUUUACAAGAUUGCUGCAGAAACAGCUAUAUAUUAACACCUGCAAAAGGGACUGGGAACUCGAAGACUGUAAUCCACGAGCUAGAAUUCAAAGACACUUGCCGGGUAGUCUACUUUUCUACAAAGCUGUAGUGUCACAUGUUCUGUAUUCACCAUGGAAACGAUUUCGCUCUCUCCAGUCCUUCGGCAACUUUUCUACAAACUUUUAGUGUCACAUGUUCUGUAUUCACCAUGGAAAAGAACUUGCUCUCCAAAACCCUCAACAACAGGAAAGAACUUGAGCAUUGUCAAUUCUGUUUAGGCGGCUGGCAACAGUUUCCAUCGCUUUCCAAGACUUAGAUUUUGAUGUAUCAUUAUAACCACUCUUCAUCAGUAGAUGCUACAAAGAUGGUAUCAAAAAAACUACUCAA